AUGGCUCUUUACCCGUUAUAUGGAAAACAGAAACUUAUUUUUUACUAUAAUGUUGUCUCGACAACGCUAUGGUUCUGCUGCUUGUGCCGCUUCCUUAUCUUGCUUCCACUCGUUGGAAGGAAGUUCUUGCCAGCUGGAAUAGCUGAUUUCUUUCAUGUGGUCAGUGUGUUCCCACUUAUUGGUUGGGUUUUGGUUACUGCUCUAGUCAAGACUCAACAUUCAUGGAACGAUCUUUGGGGGCUUUUCGAUGCUCUUAGGAUGGUCUGGAUGUGCUACGGUGUGAUCUUCCCUCAUCCCAAGAUUGCCAAGCAUACUUCAUAUUCUUUUUUGAUUCUGUCGUGGUGUAUUCAAAACUUGAUUGAUUCGUUUUACCAUGGCUUCAAGACAAAGACGAGAACUUCGCCGUUAUGGUUGUUCUGGCUCCAUCACCACCACUUCUACUUGACAUUCUUUGUGAGUUGUGUCAGCGAGAUGAUCUUGAUCUUCUUGAGUCUUGGAUUUGUCAAGAGUGAAUUGCACGAAUGGGUGCUUAAGGCUUGCAUUUUGGCGUACGUUCCUGUUGGAUACUUCCUUUUUGGGUACCUUCGGAACAGACAAGCUACCAAAUACGAUGCGUUCAUGGAGAAGAGGAACCGUGGACGUGUUCAGAACCAGGAACUUCCUCGUGUUCAACAGCCAUCUUCUGCCGUUGAUCAGAGCUCGAGGUGA
Candidozyma haemuli is the source of this 708-nucleotide messenger RNA. RefSeq lists its product as uncharacterized. Bases 1 to 708 code for a protein of 235 amino acids. The record is from RefSeq and is a predicted model, not a curated record. NCBI's taxonomy places the organism in Eukaryota, Fungi, Ascomycota, Pichiomycetes, Serinales, Metschnikowiaceae. The transcript has a single exon.